Eufriesea mexicana is the source of this 570-nucleotide messenger RNA. RefSeq names its product protein NDUFAF4 homolog. NCBI's taxonomy places the organism in Eukaryota, Metazoa, Arthropoda, Insecta, Hymenoptera, Apidae. Bases 16 to 570 code for a protein of 184 amino acids. The transcript has 4 exons. Gene Ontology annotation, cellular component: mitochondrion. Gene Ontology annotation, biological process: mitochondrial respiratory chain complex I assembly. The record is from RefSeq and is a predicted model, not a curated record.
CUAGGAAAUAAUAAAAUGGGAAAAGUGUACUCUCUUCUUUUGCGACCAAUUCGUACAUUUAAUAUUGAAAAUCGCGCAGAACGUGUUAUUUCAAAAGAGAAACCAACACCUUCUCCUCAAUAUCCAUCAGUAAAGAAGCAAAUAGAAAUUGUAAAUAAAGUAAAACCUGAUUUUAUGAAGGUUCACUAUCAAAAGGAUCCUCAAUUACAUGAAUAUUUAAAGAAUGUUUAUGUUCAGUCUAUAGAUCUGAAGAGUACACCUAAAGAAGAAAUGAUUUCAGCAGAAUCAUUACCACAAGAUAGUAAUGGAUCCCCCUUAAACAAUAAUGAGUAUUGUGAAACACUUAUGGUUACUGACGAUAAAUGCACUUUACAAAAUGUAAUGCAUUUUAUCAGUAUGCAUUCGGAAAAUCCAACUGAAUAUUCUGUAGAAAAAAUAUCUGAAAUAUAUAAACUAGAUAAACAAAUAGUUGAAAAUAUUAUAAUGAAUUUUAAAUUGUUUCAUUUAAUAAAAAGUAAGGAAGCCGAUCAAUUAAAGUUAAUUUAUAAAGAAGAAGAAAAGAAAAAUUAA